Messenger RNA from Danio aesculapii, 1597 nucleotides. RefSeq names its product serine/threonine-protein kinase pim-2. The record is from RefSeq and is a predicted model, not a curated record. Gene Ontology annotation, molecular function: ATP binding; protein serine/threonine kinase activity. Gene Ontology annotation, cellular component: cytoplasm. Gene Ontology annotation, biological process: negative regulation of apoptotic process; regulation of mitotic cell cycle; protein autophosphorylation. Lineage: Eukaryota; Metazoa; Chordata; Actinopteri; Cypriniformes; Danionidae.
GUUCUUAAACAGCUUCUCUGUACAGAUUUGCCAUUCUGCUUGAUUUCUCCGUCUGCUUUACAUGAACUCAACAGUGUUAGUGUUUCAUCCACCCGCUUUUGUGAUCAUGGGACAGAAGAGAAAGAGAGAUUGUUUUUCUGACAGCGAUUGCGUUAUUGUGCACAAUUCCUAUCUUGGUGCACAAACAAAAUCCUGCCCCAACGAGGCCAUCAACUAUCUCCAGCCCGUUGAAGAGAGGCGGCCAUCAAAAAAGAUGAGGAGCAGGUCGCCCUCUAGUUACUUCUCUGCUCAAAGUGUCACCUCUGAGGAGAGAAAUACUGAAUAUUAUGAUUCCUUCAUGGAUUGCUCUGUGGAGAAUCAUGAACUUCAGGAUAAUGACACCAGCAGCAGCGGCCUGAGUCUUGAUGACAAGGCCAACUCUAGUUCCAGCUCCUCCAGCAGGACGUCCUGCUCCAACACUGCCUCCAGCAGGACGUCCAGCUCCAGCAAGACAUCCAGCUCCACUUCCAGCAGCCCGUCCAGCUCCAGCAGCAGUCUUGGCGGUCAGCAGGACAUUGACAAUGAAUAUUUGGGCCGCUACAGAAUUGUGAAAAAGCUCGGUGAGGGAGGAUACGGCACAGUGUUUGAAGCAGUUCGUGUGAUGGAUGGUCUUGAGGUGGCAAUGAAGGUGGUUUUGAAGAGCAAUGACCUGGAUUAUCUCAGCAUUCCUGGUCAUCCUACACCCCUUCCGUUAGAGGUUGCUCUAACGAUUCUUGCCAACGAAGGUCCAAGCGUUCCUCAGAUAAUCCAGAUGUUGGAGUGGCAGGAGCGGCCCGACUCCUACAUAAUGAUCUUGGAGCGCCCCUCACCCUGCGAAGACCUGUUUGAUUUCCUGGAGCGGCACGGAGGAACCCUCAGCGAGAACAUGACGUGGCACAUCAUGUGGCAGGUAGUGCAGGCUGCCCACAUGUGCUGUCAGCGAGGGGUCCUUCAUCGAGACAUAAAACUAGAAAACCUGCUGAUAAACAAGGAGACCCUGGAGGUGAAGCUCAUCGACUUUGGCUGCGGUGAACUACUGAAGACCUCUGCCUACACAACAUUCUGUGGCACCGAAGAUUACUGUCCACCUGAAUACAGGUCUAGUGGCAGAUAUUACGGUAAAGCGGCAACCGUUUGGUCACUGGGGGUUCUCCUAUAUGAACUGCUGUGUGGAGAACCUCCAAAACACAGUGACCUGGAAUUGACCAAUGAAAGAAUUUGGAUCAAAUCUGGAUUGUCAAAAGAGUGUUGCCAACUGGUCCAGGCCUGCCUUCAGAGGAGCCCAAAGAAGAGGAUUGCUUUGGGAAAACUCAGCAGCCAUAGCUGGUUCAAGGUAUUCAAUUCUACAGUUUCUAUCUUGAGCAUUUUUAUACAGGAUGUUUCUACAAGUAGGGACCCUCAAGAGCACAGGUGUCAAAUCCAGUUCCUGUUGGGCCGCAUCUCUGGUAAAGCUGAACUGUGCAGAGAUGCGGCCCUCCAAGAACUGGAUUUGACAUGUGCUCAAGAGCAUCCUGAGCAGCUGCAUCAACUAAACUACCUCCAAACACACGCACUUAUUCAGAGGAACUGUGUUUACUGA